AUGCAAACAAUCGUUCAUCCCUUAAAGUGCAAAGGGAACCAGCAACUCUGUGACAAUGACAGAGGGGUCUCGCUAUUCAACAUCGUCGGGAAGAUCUUCGCCCGCAUCCUCAUCAGUCGCCCCAACGGACACUUCUGCUGGAAAGCCAGUGUGGCUUUCGACGACACCGGGCACCACCGACACAGUGCUUGCUACCUGCCAGUUAAAAAACAGUGCCAGAAGAUGCAAACUCACCUCUACACUACCUCCUUAGACUUGACGAAAGCCUUCGAUACGGUAAAUUGUGAGGGGCUGCGGAAAAUCCUGCAGAAAUUCGGUUGUCCCGAACGAUUCACGCGCACGGUACGUCAGCUCUACGAGGGACUGAUGACCCUCGUCACCGACAACGGCGAUCUCCAAGGCAUUUGCGGUGACCAGUUAAGUGAAGCAGGGCUGCCUACCAUAUUUAGCCUCUCUGCCAUGCUGGGGGACGCCUACCGCUAUGAGCGCCUCGGAAUACGCAUCACCUACAGAAUUGGCGGACAUCAGGCUCAUGAAGGCCAUAAUGCACCCAUCUACGACCACCAUCCACAACCUGCUUUUCGCCGACGAUUUCGCGCUCCACACCACGACCAAAAAAGACGUGUAAUGGAGCUUGCGCCUCCUCUCCUCAACCACGGACAAGACGGUGGCCAUGCACCAGCCGUCAUUCAACACGCAACACAGCACUACUCCUCGAAUCAAUGUUGA
Messenger RNA from Spirometra erinaceieuropaei, 729 nucleotides. NCBI's taxonomy places the organism in Eukaryota, Metazoa, Platyhelminthes, Cestoda, Diphyllobothriidea, Diphyllobothriidae. The record is from the annotation of a GenBank genome assembly.